CUACAUCUAGCACAGCUUGGUUGCGUUCAUUCUCUUUGGAUUGUGCCCUCCGUACGGUUAGGAAGCUUGCGGCCUUUGUACCUCUGCGCUCAUCGACUAGUGUGUGAAAGCAACUAAAAAAAAGAUCAGAAGAAAAUGUCGGGAAAGAAGGCUGAUCCCUACGGUUUCGCGAAGGAUUUCUUGGCUGGUGGUAUAUCCGCUGCUGUAUCCAAGACUGCCGUAGCCCCGAUCGAGCGCGUGAAGCUGCUUCUCCAGGUGCAGGCUGCUUCCAAGCAGAUUGCCGUCGACCAGCAGUACAAAGGAAUCAUCGAUUGCUUUGUUCGUAUCCCAAAGGAACAGGGUGCGCUAGCUUUCUGGAGAGGUAAUCUUGCCAACGUGAUCCGGUACUUCCCGACACAGGCGCUCAACUUUGCCUUUAAGGAUGUCUACAAACAGAUCUUCUUGGGCGGAGUUGACAAGAACACCCAGUUUUGGAGGUACUUCCUUGGAAAUUUGGGAUCGGGUGGUGCUGCUGGUGCUACCUCGCUGUGCUUCGUUUACCCGUUGGAUUUCGCUCGUACCCGUCUCGGCGCUGAUGUAGGUCGUGGUGCAGGCCAGCGUGAAUACACCGGUCUGUUGGAUUGUCUUAAAAAGACCGUCAAGUCCGAUGGUAUCGUUGGUCUAUACCGUGGCUUCAACGUCUCGGUCCAAGGUAUUAUCAUCUAUCGUGCUGCCUACUUUGGUUGCUUCGAUACCGCCAAGGGAAUGCUGCCAGAUCCGAAGAACACCUCGAUCUUCGUCUCGUGGGCCAUCGCACAGGUUGUAACAACGGCUUCCGGCAUCAUCUCGUAUCCGUUCGACACCGUCAGAAGACGUAUGAUGAUGCAGUCUGGACGUGCCAAGGCCGAUAUCAUGUACAAGAAUACCUUGGACUGCUGGGUCAAGAUUGGUAAGCAGGAAGGAUCGGGUGCUUUCUUCAAGGGCGCCUUCUCCAACGUCCUGCGUGGUACUGGCGGCGCGUUGGUGCUUGUGUUCUACGAUGAGCUUAAGGCUCUGAUGGGUUAGAUUUAAGUUUAGCUAAAGAUAAAAGGCAAAUCCCAGCUGAGGAAACCAACAAAAACCCUAAUCAAGAUAAGCAGAAAAAAACAGUGGAAACAGUAAAAGCUAUUUAUUUAAACUUUAGAAAAACUCACAAGCAAGACAGCAAGUUGUAUUAGGAUUGACAAAUGAUUCUGAAAUGAUAUUUCAUACCAGCCGGACAACAAUGUUGCUAAAGAUUACAUUAAGACAAACAAGUGAAAGUAGAUGCGCUUUUCGAAUGUAAAAUCGACAACACCACACAUUCCGUACUUUCUACACCAACACGGGUAAUGUGAACACGGAUGCACCGCCGGAGAGUCACUUUGUUGCGUAAUAUCAUUUCAGCCUAUAACCAAGUAUAGCAGGACUCGCGCUAAGAGUUUAAUUAAAUGUUUUGUCGAAGAACACCGAGUACAGCGCCACGUCGUGAUAGAAAUGCCAACCUAUGGGCAUAGUUGCAUCCAACUACGUUAAAGUUGGCAUACUGAACGAAGAUCGAUUCAAUAAAAAAUAGUUACAACCUGAGAGAAUAAA
Topomyia yanbarensis is the source of this 1593-nucleotide messenger RNA. RefSeq names its product ADP,ATP carrier protein 1. The transcript has 3 exons. Lineage: Eukaryota; Metazoa; Arthropoda; Insecta; Diptera; Culicidae. Bases 136 to 1044 code for a protein of 302 amino acids. Gene Ontology annotation, cellular component: mitochondrial inner membrane. Gene Ontology annotation, biological process: mitochondrial ATP transmembrane transport; mitochondrial ADP transmembrane transport. The record is from RefSeq and is a predicted model, not a curated record. Gene Ontology annotation, molecular function: ATP:ADP antiporter activity.